GGAAGAAGAAGAAAACCUGAACGCUUUAUGCUCUGUCUUGAUGUGGUUUGGAAAGUAAAUGCGAGCGGAGCGGCCAGCCGGUUACGCUCUGUGAUGACAGCGUGUGUUUGUUGGCGGGAUGGGAAGAAGAGUAGAGAAAGCUUCACUUGCACACGUCGCCUCUCUGGUUUGUGCAGCGGACACUUAAUUGUUACAGUUGAAGACAAUUAAGCAGCGCGUUGAGGGGCGAAGGCACAGUGUUUGGUGUUCAACUUAAAAGACGCUCUCGGUGCUCCCGGUGCUGGAGCAGCCGGUGGAUGUUGCGCCAUGGAGAUAAAGACAAGACUUAGUGCCAUGCUCGUGUUCUUAUGGAUUUUUCAAGGUGACACCAGGAAGUUGGAGAUCCCCAAAGGAGAGAUGGAGGCUGUCAGGGGCCAGAUGGUGGUGUUACACGCCUGGUACAGCCCCAACUCAGACAUUUCCAAAAACCCUGUCGUUUGGCACUUCACGGGUAAAGAAACCAAGCAGGUGAUAAGCUUUAGCUCAGGCGAGGUCGGUUAUGGCCAGAACGAGUUCACCAAAAGAGUGGGCUUCAGCGCGGCCAUGCCCUCAGCCAACCUGUCCAUCUACAUCAACAACACCCAGGAGUCUGACUCUGGGGCCUACUUAUGCACUGUCAUCAUCCCUGGAAGUCCUGUCCUUUUGGGUAACAUACACCUUAAUGUCAAAGUCCCUCCUUCUCCCCCAGUGUGCACCAUGACAGGGAACCCAGUGGUGAAGGGCAACGUGACUCUGAGCUGUAAGUCCAGUCAUGGAAAACCCGUCCCUCAGUACAAAUGGACCAAGUCUGCACCUAUGUCUGAGGUCUUCUUCUCCCCAAUGCAGAAAUGGAGAGCCUGCCCCCAGCCCAUGUUUGUCCUUGGGUUCAUGGAUGAGAGGCACGGCACCCUCAGGCUGAGCAACCUCACUAAAAGCAUGUCAGGGAAGUACAUCUGCCGAGCCAGCAACACUGCCGGCUCUGACAGCUGCUCCAUUAACCUGGAGGUUAUCACCUCUUCCAAUGCAGGCAUGAUUGCAGCAGCUACGCUGGGGUCGAUGGUGGGACUUGUGGCCAUGGUGCUCUUCCUCAUAUUCAUACUGAGAAGAAGGAGGGACACUGAGGAGGAGAUGGCCAACGAGAUCAAGGAGGAUGCUCAGGCACCAAAGAGAGUGUCAUGGGCAAAGAGUAACACCGGCUCAGACAUUGUAUCCAAGAACGGCACGCUGUCCUCCAUAGCCACCAGUCCUCGACCCCGAGACCCGCCAAACUACCACUACCCGUACUCCCCAACAUCAACUUCAGACACUGGUUCGGUGAUCAAUGCCUACCAGCUGCGACCUGGAGAAGCCAAUACGCUACAGGGACUUCCCGGUUACAACAUCGGAGGCACCCCGUCACGCAAACACAAGCGACCUCCCAGUACAAACGGGGCCCCUCCGCAGCUUCUAAGGGGCUCUGUGGUCGCAAUGCCCAACAGGACUGAGGGGGCUCAGCCUCAGGUGCCUCCACCCACUGUGUCCCCACAAAUGAGCUCCUCCACUCUGACACGCAUGGGAGCUGUAGCUGUCAUGGUGCCUGCUCAGAGCCAAGCCGGCUCACUGGUGUAGGCCAGCAGAAGGACCGUGGUUACAGAUGGAGAGAAAGUAUGCCUUGAAAUGGAAAGCACUUUCUCCCUGAAGACCUGGAAGCUUGUGAGAGAAGAAAUGUCUCCCUUCGGCUCGUUCAUUUCAGUUUCUUUUUUUAAAAAGAUUUUCAUUUACACUCUUAUAAAGAGAUCUUCAAAGUGGAAUCCAAUAGCAUUAGGAUUUUUAAGCAGCAUACAAUUUAAGACCACGGAUUUCAAGAGAGUUGUUACCCUAUUACAGUGUGUCUGGAUACUGUAAACCCUUAGAGCUUUGCAGUUCUUGCAAAAUAUGUUUUGACUACAUUUGUGUGUAUAUGUAUAUAUAUAUAUAUAUAUAUAUAUAUAUAUAUAUAUAUAUAUAAAUUAUGAUUUCACUUGUAAAGCUGUGUAAGGACAUUUUUCAGUCACUUGUCUCAGGCUAACUGCACUAGUUCAAAAUCACAAUUCAGGUAUUCAACUUGAUCGCUUUCUUUGAUCCACAUUUACUUGUGUUCACGUAAAGGGUUGUUUUAUUUAACCUACUGUAACGUCGGUGUGGUUCCAUGACACCGAUGUCUGCUGAGAGAACUUUUGAGUAUAUUGCCUGUUAUGGUAGUUGGAAUGUAACCAAAAUAGUGAGUACAUGUUGAAAGUUGAUGGUUUCUUAAUAUUUUGUUCAAAGGUGCUUGGUAUAACUUGUAUAUGAUACGAUUACUGCAAACGUCCAUUAGUGGAUAAGAUAAUAGACCAACCUUCCAGCUGAUGGUCUUGUUUGUUUUCUUUAAAGUUACUGAACUUUGGAAAUAAGGUGGUGAGUUAUUAAUAGUGAAAGGCUACAUGUAGCACUUUUAAAGCAGUUUUGAUUGUUGAUCAUUUUUUUAAAUAAAGUGUUCUGCAGUGUUUGAUUUUAG
Messenger RNA from Sander lucioperca (pikeperch), 2533 nucleotides. It is a transcript of the gene esamb, whose product is annotated as endothelial cell adhesion molecule b. Lineage: Eukaryota; Metazoa; Chordata; Actinopteri; Perciformes; Percidae. Gene Ontology annotation, molecular function: cell-cell adhesion mediator activity. Bases 307 to 1626 code for a protein of 439 amino acids. The record is from RefSeq and is a predicted model, not a curated record. Gene Ontology annotation, cellular component: adherens junction; plasma membrane. Gene Ontology annotation, biological process: homophilic cell-cell adhesion. The transcript has 8 exons.